Mesoplodon densirostris (Blainville's beaked whale) is the source of this 2886-nucleotide messenger RNA. RefSeq names its product LDL receptor related protein 8 (gene LRP8). Gene Ontology annotation, molecular function: calcium ion binding; protein binding. The coding region runs from base 1 to 2886 and encodes 961 amino acids. Lineage: Eukaryota; Metazoa; Chordata; Mammalia; Artiodactyla; Ziphiidae. The record is from RefSeq and is a predicted model, not a curated record. The transcript has 19 exons.
AUGGGCCGCCCCGAACGGGGCGCGCUCCGGCCGCUGGCGCUACUGCUGCUGCUGCUGCUGCUGCUGCUGCUGCAGCUCCAGCAUCUCGAGGCGGCGGCGGAUCCACUGCGCGGCGGCCAAGGGUCGGUCAAGGAGUGCGAAAAGGACCAGUUCCGGUGUCGGAACGAGCGCUGCAUCCCAUCUGUGUGGAGAUGCGACGAGGACGACGACUGCUCGGACAACAGCGACGAGGAUGACUGCCCCAAGAAGACCUGUGCGGACAGCGACUUCACCUGUGACGACGGCCACUGCAUCCGAGAGCGGUGGAAGUGCGAUGGCGAGGAGGAGUGUCCGGACGGCUCGGACGAGUCCGAGGCCACUUGCACCAAGCAGGUGUGUCCCGCAGAGAAGCUGAGCUGUGGACCCACCAGCCACAAGUGUGUGCCUGCUUCGUGGCGCUGUGAUGGGGAGAAGGACUGCGAGAGUGGAGUGGACGAGGCCGGCUGUGCCACCUUGUGCGCCCCGCACGAGUUCCAGUGCAGCAACCGCUCUUGCCUGGCCGCCGUGUUCGUGUGCGACGGCGACGACGACUGUGGCGACGGCAGCGACGAGCGUGGCUGCGCCGACCCGGCCUGCGGGCCCCGUGAGUUCCGCUGCGGCGGCGACGGCGGCGCCUGCAUCCCCGAGCGCUGGGUCUGUGACCGCCAGUUCGACUGCGAGGACCGCUCGGACGAGGCGGACGAGCUCUGCGGCCGCGCGGGCCCCAGGGCCACGUCCACACCCGCCGCCUGCGCCGCUGCCGCCCAGUUCGCCUGCCGCAGCGGCGAGUGCGUGCACCUGGGCUGGCGCUGCGACGGCGACCGCGACUGCAAGGACAAGUCGGACGAGGCCGACUGCCCGCUGGGCACCUGCCGUGGAGACGAGUUCCAGUGUGGGGAUGGGACUUGUGUCCCUGCCAUCAAGCGCUGCAACCAGGAACAGGACUGUCCAGACAGGAGUGAUGAAGCUGGCUGCCUGCAGGGGCUGAACGAGUGCCUGCACAACAAUGGCGGCUGUUCCCACAUCUGCACUGACCUCAAGAUCGGCUUUGAGUGCACGUGCCCAUCGGGCUACCGGCUCCUGGACCAGAAGACCUGUGGUGACAUUGACGAGUGUGAGGACCCAGAUGCCUGCAGCCAGAUCUGUGUCAAUUACAAGGGCUACUUUAAGUGCGAGUGCCACCCUGGCUACGAGAUGGACACCCUGACCAAGAACUGCAAGGCCGUCGCUGGCAGAAGCCCAUCCCUAAUCUUCACCAACCGGCACGAAGUGCGGAGGAUAGACCUGGUGAAGCGGGACUACUCGCGUCUCAUCCCCAUGCUCAAGAACGUCGUGGCGCUGGACGUCGAAGUUGCCACCAAUCGCAUCUACUGGUGUGACCUCUCCUACCGCAAGAUCUACAGCGCCUACAUGGACAAAGCCAGCGACCCGGCAGAGCAGGAGGUCCUCAUUGAUGAGCAGCUGCACUCUCCAGAGGGCCUGGCAGUGGACUGGGUCCACAAGCACAUCUACUGGACCGACUCGGGCAACAAGACCAUCUCAGUGGCCACAGUUGAUGGCGGACGCCGCUGCACUCUCUUCAGCCGUGACCUCAGUGAACCCCGGGCCAUUGCCGUCGACCCCCUGCAAGGGUUCGUGUAUUGGUCUGACUGGGGGUACGAGGCUAAGAUCGAGAAGUCUGGGCUCAACGGUAUGCACCGGCAGACACUGGUGUCAGACGGUAUUGAGUGGCCCAACGGAAUCACCCUGGAUUUGCUGAACCAGCGCUUGUACUGGGUGGACUCCAAACUGCACCAGCUGUCCAGCAUUGACUUCAGUGGAGGCAACAGGAAGAUGCUGAUUUCCUCCCCUGACUUCCUGAGCCACCCUUUCGGGAUAGCUGUGUUUGAGGACAAGGUAUUCUGGACAGACCUGGAGAAUGAGGCCAUUUUCAGUGCAAAUCGGCUCAGUGGCCUGGAAAUCUCCGUCCUGGCUGAGAACCUCAAUAACCCACAUGAUAUUGUCAUCUUCCAUGAGCUGAAGCAGCCAAGAGCUGCAGAUGCCUGUGAGCUGAGUGCCCAGCCCAAUGGAGGCUGUGAGUACCUGUGCCUUCCUGCUCCUCAGAUGUCCAGCCACUCCCCCAAGUACACUUGUGCCUGUCCUGACACAAUGCGACUGGGCCCUGACAUGAAGAGGUGCUACCGAGCACCUCAGUCUACCUCAACUACGACGUUAGCCUCCACCACAACGAGGACAGUAGCCGACACCACCAGAGCCCCUGGGACCACCGUCCACAGCCCCGCCUACCAGAACCACAGCACAGAGACACCGAGCCUGGCAGCAGCGGUCCCAAGCUCAGUUAGUGUCCCCAGGGCUCCCAGCAUCAGCCCGUCUACCCCAAGCCCUGCAACCAGCAACCACUCCCAGCACUAUGGGAAUGAAAGUGACAAGAUGGGCUCAACAGUCACUGCUGCUGUCAUUGGGAUCAUUGUGCCUAUGGUGGUUAUAGCCCUGCUGUGCAUGAGUGGUUACCUGAUCUGGAGAAACUGGAAGCGGAAGAACACCAAAAGCAUGAAUUUCGACAACCCUGUAUACAGGAAAACGACAGAAGAAGAGGAUGAGGAUGAGCUCCACAUAGGGAGGGCUGCUCAGAUUGGCCAUGUCUAUCCAGCAGCAAUCAGCAGCUUUGAUCACCCACUGUGGGCAGAGCCCUGUCUUGGGGAGACCAGAGAAAUGGAAGACCCAUCCCCUGCCCUCAAGGAGCUUUUUGUCUUGCCGGGGGAACCAAGGUCACAGCUGCACCAACUCCCGAAGAACCCUCUUUCCGAGCUGCCUGUCGUCAAGUGCAAGCGAGUGGCAUUAAGCCUUGAAGAUGAUGGACUUCCCUGA